UCAAAUCCCAAACUUCCUCAAGGUUCCCAAAAAAAGUAGCAUAGUACAUUAGCACUAACCCUGGCUUUGGCAACAAAAAGGAGGCGCCAUUCCUAUUUUCCCACCUCAAUCUCAAUUCUGACCUUUCACCUUUCGGCGUCUUUCUAAAGAAUGGCAGCCGUAAGUCGCCUCGCUCAACCCUCUAGGCUCUCGACUAUCCCCUCUUAUUUCAAGGCCCUAACUUCCGCCUCCGCAUCCGCCUCCGCCUCCGCCUCCGCCUCCGCCUCUUCUAGCUCAGAUCUACGCUCCAGAGGCGUGCAGUGGGUGUUCUUGGGCUGCCCUGGCGUCGGAAAAGGCACUUAUGCUAGCCGCCUCUCUAAUCUCCUCGGUGUCCCUCACAUCGCCACUGGUGACCUCCUCCGCCAUGAACUCUCUGCCAAAACCGCCCUCUCUAAUCAGCUUGCUGAGAUUGUCAACCAAGGGAAAUUAGUAUCUGAUGAAAUCAUAAUUACCUUGCUAUCAAAGAGGCUUGAAACUGGAGAAGCAAGAGGUGAAUCGGGUUUCAUUCUUGAUGGUUUUCCGCGAACAAUAAGACAAGCUGAAAUAUUGGAAGGGGUAACAGAUAUAGAUUUGGUGGUCAAUCUGAAACUACCUGAGCAAGCUUUGAUUGAGAAAUGCCUUGGUAGAAGGAUUUGUGGCCAGUGUGGCAAAAAUUUCAAUGUUGCAUCCAUUAAUAUAAAGGGUGAGGAUGGGAAGCCUGGAAUAAGUAUGGCCCCACUUAUGCCCCCUCCACAUUGUGCUUCCAAGUUGAUCACCCGAGCUGAUGAUACUGAAGCAGUAGUGAAAGAACGGCUUUCUGUGUACAAUGAGAAGAGCCAGCCACUUGAAGAGUUCUAUCGCAGUCGUGGCAAAUUAUUGGAAUUUGACCUCCCAGGAGGCAUCCCAGAAUCCUGGCCUAAGCUGCUGGAAGCCCUUAAUCUUGAAGAGCACGAAGAGAAGCUCUCUGCUGCCGCAUAAUUUUUUCCUUAACCUAAAGGCUAGUUUGUUAUUUUUUGCAUGUUCUUGAAGCAUGCCAAACAAUUUUGUUAGUGUUAUGAGGAACAAUAAUCAAUUCAAAUGUGCAAUGCGAUCAUGGCGGAUGCCUGGCGAAGUCUUGUACUAUAAAGGUUAAAGAGUUAGACAAAGCAUAGUUACAUUACAUAGGUUAUCAUUGUUUCCCCUCAGGCCUCAUGUCAGCUAUUGCGGGGUUGUUUAUUUGAGUGUCAUACGUUUUACGUGUAAUGUUAUAAUAAUGUUGCUUAGUUGGGACUGAGUAAGUGAAGCUGUCACUGCAGUUUUGUAUGAUGCAUGACAAGGUCUUGAACUAUAAAGCGUAUGAUUGUGCACUCCUUAAACUUUGUUUGAACAGAUAAGCUCAAGUUUGGACUAUACUGAGAAGAUUUACACCAAUUUUGAUAUUCUUUUGAGUUAAUUCAAAAUUAUUCCAGAAUAA
Molecule: messenger RNA, 1471 nt
Organism: Beta vulgaris subsp. vulgaris (sugar beet)
Lineage: Eukaryota; Viridiplantae; Streptophyta; Magnoliopsida; Caryophyllales; Amaranthaceae
Product: adenylate kinase 1, chloroplastic
Exons: 4
Coding region: 151-996 (281 amino acids)
Biological process (GO): nucleobase-containing compound metabolic process
Cellular component (GO): mitochondrion; cytoplasm
Molecular function (GO): AMP kinase activity; ATP binding
Source: RefSeq, a predicted model, not a curated record